Molecule: messenger RNA, 3551 nt
Organism: Phalacrocorax carbo (great cormorant)
Lineage: Eukaryota; Metazoa; Chordata; Aves; Suliformes; Phalacrocoracidae
Source: RefSeq, a predicted model, not a curated record
CCGCCCGCCUCUCGGUGGUGGCGCCCCGCGGUCACGGGCGGGGCGCCCGGCGUCGCAGGCGCAGUGGCCGCCCGGAGGAUAUGUCCCGCAAGCAGGCGGCCAAGGCCCGGCCCGACACCGGGCCCAGGAGGGCGCGGCGGCCCCGGCAGCCCCCCGCCGGAGAGGCCCCGGCACCCGGCUCGGGUGGUGGGGGCCUCGCCCGCCAGCUCCGGGCCCUCGGCCUCAAGCUCCGGGAGGUGCCGGGAGAUGGCAACUGUUUGUUUCGGGCCCUUGGUGACCAGCUUGAGGGGCACUCCCGGAACCACCUCAGACAUCGCCAGGAAACCGUGGAUUACAUGAUAAAGCAGCGGGAGGAUUUUGAGCCGUUUGUGGAGGAUGAUGUACCCUUUGAGAAACACGUUACCAAUUUGGCAAAGCCUGGUACCUUUGCUGGCAACGAUGCUAUUGUGGCCUUUGCAAGGAACAAUCAAAUGAAUGUGGUUAUUCAUCAGCUUAAUGCUCCGCUGUGGCAGAUUCGGGGCACAGACAAAAACAACGUGAGGGAGCUUCAUAUUGCGUAUCGUCACGGAGAGCACUACGACAGUGUGAGGAGAAUCAAUGACGAUUCUGAAGCUCCAGCGUAUCUUCAGAUGGAGAUGCUUUGCAACAACGAUUCAAAUAGGAAGGAAGUGAAGCCUCAGAAGGGUGACUCUGAAGAUGAGUUUGAAGUUGAAAUGGAAGAUGCUGUACGAAAAGUGUGUGACGCAACUGGAUGCUCAGACAUGGACUUAGUAAGCCAGAUUCUGGAAGUGGAAGACUAUAAUAUAGAAUCUGCAAUAUUUGCCAUCUUUCAAGUGAAUGAAGUGGAAAGAAUCAGUAAUGAGGAGCAGUGUGAUCACCAGAGCAGAGAUCGGAAGUCGUGUAGCAGAACUCUGUGGGAAGAAAACAGAACUGGUUCAAGAAUCUCUGGAAAUCGGAAUUUGCAGCGAGAUGAAGUAGAAAACAACAAAGGACAGGCUAGAUCUGAUGAAGAGAAUCAGACUAACAGAAGUUCCAAGGUAUCUAAAAAACAAAAGAAGGAACAGCAGCGGCUAGAGAAGAAGAAGCGGCAGGAAGAACGGCACCGACAAAAGGUCUUGGCCAACAAGAGUAACUGUGCAGAUAGCAGCAGGACAGAGACGGACUCAAACAACCACGUCACCUUGGUGAAGGCCAUGGCAGCUCUAAACAUAUGACUGAAUGUGUUCUGAGUGCUCUGGUGAGAAAAGCAAAUAAAACUGGUGAAGACAAAACACCCCUUAAGCACAUUUCCGACCACCCGUUGUUACCUUAAAAUCCCUUUCGGUGGCGAUCUCUAAGCACACGUGAAUUUCCUCUUGCUUCGGUUGUGGGGCAAACAAGUAUUCGGUAAUUCUGCAUCAACCCAUGUGUGAGAAGAGUUGUUUGAACUUCACAAAAAGUGGAGACUUGUUUGUAUAAUUUCGGCGUUAGGUGAAGGUGAGACCUUUUCUUCACACAGCAGUGUUAGAUUUGUUUUGAGAUCUCUAUGUGCUUAGAAUAUUUUUUUAAUAGCAAUUUUUUACUUGGUUAUGCUGGAGGAGCUUUAUUUUGCCUUGCUGUCAGGGAAGCCUUAACAGUUCUCAACUCAGGAAUGUGGUUUUUUUUUUUCUUUCUAUUUGAAUUUAAAAAAUUAAGGGAACAGAAUCCCAGAAUCCUUUCCAAAGCUGUGUGUGGUACAGCCAACUGUAUCAAACAUGAGAUUCCUCUUUGUUUUCCAUGCAAGAAUGCAAUGAUCAGUUCUAAUCUAACUAGAACUGUUGCUUCUUGCUUAAGUUUGAGAUCAGCUCAUUUGCUAGCCUUUAGAAAAAAAAAGGGAGUAAUAGCAGUGGACUCAGGAGACAGCAGGGCCAAUUAAUAUGAUCUGGUGAAGUCUAAUGAGGUAGUAAAAUGCGACAUAAGCAGGCAUGAGGUUUUCUGUUGAGUGUUGUUACUUGGACAUCUGGACUCUCAUCUCCUUUGCCAUACCCUUGAGUUUUGGGCUACUCCAGAGCUUUAGUCCAAGCCAGAAGCUUCAUAGUUGUUAGUCUCCAAAUGAAAUUAGUAUAGCCAAAGGAUCAAGAGCCCUGGGAACAAGCUUCCAAGUAGCAGUGUUCACUGGGAACCCUGCCUACUUCACUCUUCAUAAAUCAAGCUUUUUCCAGGGUAGGAUUUUUUUUCAUCUCAAAUUCCUCUUUGGCAAGGUCACCAAGUACCGUAGCAUGUACAGCUCGAAUCCUGUGAUGCUUUCCACUACAGGGUUGGGAAUUUGAACUGAAGCAUAAGGGCUGUGGGACUUCGCCAUCAAUUUACGGCUUGCAGUGUUUCAGCUUCACUCAGGUUUUUGGACUUUCAUCAAGCACUAAGCUUGAAGAAAGCACGUGUGCUCUUACACACACAAUAGAUAACAGGAGACACCUCAUCAGCCAGGGCAGAGAUGAAAUGGAUUUUUUUGACAGUAAGGAACAUUGCUUUUGAAAGAAUUCUGUGUGUUCUUUGAAGUUUCCAAAUCAGCACGGAAAUCUAUAUGCCUUUUUUGACUGAACUGCUGCUAUCUGAGCUCGUACUUCUUCACAUGCUCUGCUACUGUUCAUCAAGAGCAUUUGAAGAAUAAAAAGGAGCUUUGCUUUAAGUACUGGUGGUGUAGAGAGGCAGGCUUUAAUACUGGUGAAGAAGUUCUUUUUGGUCCUGUAAUGAGCUUGGUGGAAAUAAAAAGCAAUGCAAAGCAGUUCUUACGCUUUACAGUGGGACAUUGUGUCUGGGAAGCGAAGCAGCGUGCUAAGCGCUGCUCUGAGUGCCGUGGUAGCGCGGGUAGCCGCUGCAGAGCGGCCUCACUGUAGUAUUUCGUAGGUUGGAAGAGCACGGAGGAGCCUUGAAUGCACGGCACCAUUCUUAAAGUGAAAAAUGACUUUGGUAAAAUCCGUUUUAAGCCAACCUUAGAUAGCCUGUUGUUAGCGGUGAUGCCUCCUGGAAGUCUUUUUCCCCAGAACAGUCACUUGGACAGUUGUGAAAGGAAUGGCAAGUCUCAGCUUCACCGGGAGAAAGCGCAAGUCACCUCACCGGUGCGAUGCCUUGCAGACCGCGGGCACAGCGAGGCUGUUCAGGGAAACAUGUCACCUUUGCCCAGCCGUGUUUCGAUGUGAAAGGCGAGUGGGUUCUGCAAGCUUGAAAAGACAGUAAGAGUUUGCAGUUGUACACUACAGAUAAGAUGUUUGAUCUUAAUUAAUUGCUUUUUUGCCUUCCUGAGCCAGAGCUGAUGGGAGGAUUAUUGUCGCUUCAGGCCUGGGGAGCUGUGACGUGAGUUGUCCUGGAGCCAGCAGACAGGAAGCUGAGCUUCUGUAGGGGUGAAGGGACCCACGAACCUUCUCACCUCAUCCUGCCCAGGGUAAACGGGCAGUCCUGCAGCAGCAACACAUCUUAAAUAGCAGAGGCUGACCUUCAGCUUGUGGCCUCUGACACCUGUAACCAAAUAUGUGGCUGAAAAUGCUUUCAUUUCCAAGUGUAACGUGAUUAAAACAAACUCUUAAUGUCCUGGG